AUGGCCGCCAAUCUGCGUAGUAAAGGGGAUGAUGCCAUACUGACGUCACUAGGCCCCGCCUCCAGAAGGGGCAAUGAACACUUUAAGCAGGGUGUGUAUGAGUCAGCAGUGGAAUCGUACACACGUGGCAUUCAUCUUGAUCCAACAAAUGCAAUUCUGCCAGCAAACAGAGCCAUGGCUUAUUUAAAACAGCAUAGGUAUGCAGAAGCUGUGGUGGACUGUACCACUGCCAUAUCGCUGGACCCACUCUACAUCAAGGCUUACCUCCGACGCGCAUCGGCCAGACUGGCACAACACUACAUGGAGGACGCUAUGGCCGACUACGACAAGGUUCUCACGCUGGAGCCUCACAACAAACUCGCUCACUGUGAGAAGAGCAGGAUUCAGAAGGAAAUAGCUAAUAGGAAGGACCAGGGACUUAAUGUUUCAUCAUUUGUGUCAUCAGAGAGAGGUGUUGUCAAGCCAGUGUACAAAGCUCCUGAACAGAGGUCAAAGAAACCUCUUCGCAGACUAAACAUUGAGGAAAUUGGACAUGUAAGAGAUACUGGUGUGAAAGAAUCAGCCAAGAAGAACCAAGUUAAAAAACUAGCCACUUGUGAAGAUAGCCAUUUGCUGGAUCCACUUAUAUCAGAGAAUACCACUUGUACCCAGAAUCCAAAUUCACAGUUACAAGGUUUACAGUUACAAUGUUCACAAGGUUUACAGUUACAAAGUUCACAAUUAUCACAUUCACAGUUGCCUGCCUUGCAGUUAACAAAGUCACAAUUACCAAUCAAUAGGUUUGGAUCAGACAGUGCUGACUGUUUGAAAGCAGAUAACAGGCCGAGUUCCGGCACUUCCGUACAAGUGAAUUCUGACAUGGACAGAGGUGUUCCCCAGUCAUCUUUCCAGUUCCAGGCUGAUUAUAAAGUUCUGAAGAACAAGCCAGAAGCAUUUUAUAAAUACUUCAAGCAAAUUGAGCCGUCCAGUCUGUCGACAUUAUUUGGUCAUGCCAUUGAUGCAGAUAUAAUUUUGAAGAUAUUUACCAUAUUCAGGGACUUCUUCAUUCCAGAUGGCCUCGAUGUUCUGCAGUAUGUCCAUCACCUCGCUCAAGUGAACCGAUUUGAUAUGGCUCUUAUGUUUUUGUCACCAAAAGAAAAACAAGUUUUAAGUGAUGUUUUUGAUCACCUGAGAAGACACUCGAGCUCAAAUGAUAAAGACUUGUCAGCUCUUGCCAGAAGAUACCAGUUGUCAGCUACAAGAUGAUAAACACUUGUUCUUGCUAUGAUGUACCAGUUGUCAGCUACAAAGUAAUGAACACUUGUUAGUUCUUGCUAUGAUGUACCAGUUAUUAUCUACAAAGUGAUAAACACUUGUUCUUGCUAUGAUGUACCAGUUGUCAGCUACAAAGUCAUAAACACUUGUUCUUGCUAUGAUGUACCAGUUAUUAUCUACAAAGUGAUAAACACUUGUUAGUUCUUGCUAUGAUGUACCAGUUAUUAUCUACAAAGUGAUAAACAUUUGUUCUUGCUAUGAUGUACCAGUUAUUAUCUACACAGUAAUAAACACUUGUUCUUGCUAUGAUGUACCAUUUAUUAUCUACAAAGUAAUAAACACUCAUUAGUUCUUGCUAUGAUGUACCAGUUAUUAUCUACAAAGUGAUAAACACUUGUUCUUGCUAUGAUGUACUAUUUGUCAGCUACAAAGUGAUAAACACUUGUUCUUGCUAUGAUGUACCAGUUAUUAUCUACACAGUAAUAAACACUUGUUCUUGCUAUGAUGUACCAGUUAUUAUCUACAAAGUAAUAAACACUCGUUAGUUCUUGCUAUGAUGUACCAGUUAUUAUCUACAAAGUGAUAAACACUUGUUCUUGCUAUGAUGUACCAGUUAUUAUCUACAAAGUGAUAAACACUUGUUCUUGCUAUGAUGUACCAGUUGUCAGCUACAAAGUGAUAAACACUUGUUCUUGCUAUGAUGUACCAGUUGUCAGCUACAAAGUGAUAAACACUUGUUCUUGCUAUGAUGUACCAGUUGUCAGCUACAAAGUGAUAAACACUUGUUCUUGCUAUGAUGUACCAGUUGUCAGCUACAAAGUGAUAAACACUUGUUAGUUCUUGCUAUGAUGUACCAGUUAUUAUCUACAAAGUGAUAAACACUUGUUCUUGCUAUGAUGUACCAGUUGUCGGCUACAAAGUGAUAAACACUUGUUAGUUCUUGCUAUGAUGUACCAGUUGACAGCUACAAAGUGAUAAAUACUUGUUAGUUCUUGCUAUGAUGUACCAGUUGUCAGCUACAAAGUAAUAAACACUUGUUCUUGCUAUGAUGUACCAGUUAUUAUCUACAAAGUAAUAAACACUUGUUCUUGCUAUGAUGUACCAGUUGUGAGCUACAAAGUGAUAAACACUUGUUAGUUCUUGCUAUGAUGUACCAUUUGUCAGCUACAAAGUGAUAAACACUUGUUCUUGCUAUGAUGUACCAGUUAUGAUCUACAAAGUGAUAAACACUUGUUCUUGCUAUGAUGUACCAGUUAUUAUCUACAAAGUGAUAAACACUUGUUCUUGCUAUGAUGUACCAGUUGUCAGCUACAAAGGGAUAAACACUUGUUAGUUCUUGCUAUGAUGUACCAGUUGUCAGCUACAAAGUGAUAAACACUUUUUACUUCUUGCUAUGAUGUACCAGUUAUUAUCUACAAAGUGAUAAACACUUGUUAGUUCUUGCUAUGAUGUACCAGUUAUUAUCUACAAAGUGAUAAACACUUGUUCUUGCUAUGAUGUACCAGUUGUCAGCUACAAAGUGAUAAACACUUGUUCUUGCUAUGAUGUAUCAGUUAUGAUCUACAAAGUAAUAAACACUUGUUCUUGCUAUGAUGUACCAGUUGUCAGCUACAAAGUAAUAAACACUUGUUAGUUCUUGCUAUGAUGUACCAGUUGUCAGCUACAAAGUGAUAAACACUUGUUACUUCUUGCUAUGAUGUACCAGUUAUUAUCUACAAAGUGAUAAACACUUGUUCUUGCUAUGAUGUACCAGUUAUUAUCUACAAAGUAAUAAACACUUGUUAGUUCUUGCUAUGAUGUACCAGUUAUUAUCUACAAAGUGAUAAACACUUGUUCUUGCUAUGAUGUACCAGUUGUCAGCUACAAAGUGAUAAACACUUGUUCUUGCUAUGAUGUACCAGUUAUUAUCUACAAAGUGAUAAACACUUGUUCUUGCUAUGAUGUACCAGUUGUUAUCUACAAAGUGAUAAACACUUGUUCUUGCUAUGAUGUACCAGUUGUCAGCUACAAAGUGAUAAACACUUGUUCUUGCUAUGAUGUAUCAGUUAUGAUCUACAAAGUAAUAAACACUUGUUAGUUCUUGCCAUAAUGUACCAGUUGUCAGCUACAAAGUAAUAAACAUUUGUUAGUUCUUGCUAUGAUGUACCAGUUGUCAGCUGCAAAGUAAUAAACACUUGUUAGUUCUUGCUAUGAUGUACCAGUUGUCAGCUACAAAGUAAUAAACACUUGUUCUUGCUAUGAUGUACCAGUUGUCAGCUACAAAGUAAUAAACAUUUGUUAGUUCUUGCUAUGAUGUACCAGUUGUCAGCUACAAAGUAAUAAACACUUGUUAGUUCUUGCUAUAAUGUACCAGUUGUCAGCUACAAAGUAAUAAACACUUGUUCUUGCUAUGAUGUACCAGUUAUUAUCUACACAGUAAUAAACACUUCUUCUUGCUAUAAUGUACCAGUUGUCAGCUACAAAGUCAUAAACACUUGUUCUUGCUAUGAUGUACCAGUUAUUAUCUACACAGUAAUAAACACUUGUUCUUGCUAUGAUGUACCAGUUGUCAGCUACAAAGUAAUAAACACUUGUUAGUUCUUGCUAUGAUGUACCAGUUAUUAUCUACAAAGUGAUAAACACUUGUUCUUGCUAUGAUGUACCAGUUGUUAUGUACAAAGUGAUAAACACUUGUUCUUGCUAUGAUGUACCAGUUGUCAGCUACAAAGUGAUAAACACUUGUUCUUGCUAUGAUGUAUCAGUUAUGAUCUACAAAGUGAUAAACACUUGUUCUUGCUAUGAUGUACCAAUUGUCAGCUACAAAGUAAUAAACACUUGUUAGUUGUUGCUAUGAUGUACCAGUUGUCAGCUACAAAGUAAUAAACACUUGUUCUUGCUAUGAUGUACCAGUUAUUAUCUACAAAGUAAUAAACAUUUGUUAGUUCUUGCUAUGAUGUACCAGUUGUCGGCUACAAAGUAAUAAACAUUUGUUAGUUCUUGCUAUGAUGUACCAGUUAUUAUCUACAAAGUGAUAAACACUUGUUCUUGCUAUGAUGUACCAGUUGUCAGCUACAAAGUGAUAAACACUUGUUAGUUCUUGCUAUGAUGUACCAGUUGUCAGCUACAAAGUGAUAAACACUUGUUACUUCUUGCUAUGAUGUACCAGUUAUUAUCUACAAAGUGAUAAGCAUUUCUUAGUUCUUGCUGUGGUGUACCAGUUGUUAUCUACAAAGUGAUAAACAUUUGUCAAUGUUAUUUACAAAGUGAUAUUUUCAAAACGCAACUACUAGUGAUCUUGCGUGGAACAAUCCUUGCAACAGCAAUUUGACCAAUAAAAGAAUGAUAUGCAAUUGGUUGAAUGAAAGAGUAUGGUUUAUACUGUGUAAUAUAUCCUGCCAGUGUAUUUUGCCAAUUCAUAGGAGAAUAUGUUUAUAACUGCAAGCUAAGUGAUGAUUCUUGUAUCUCUUCUAACCUGUAUGUCAAUCACCAAUAGUAUGUGGUGGACAAAUAAUCACAGAGGCUUUUGAUAAAUGACGUGGAGGUGUUUUACAUGAAGAGAGUUGUGUAAAUAAAUACAGAUUAUUAUACGAGCUUGUGUGUUGUACUGAUUUUAUGAAACGAGUGUCACGAGUGUUGUAUAGAGUGAGUGAGAGUGAGAGUAUUACAGUACAUGAAUCCUGUGACGAGUUUCGUAAAAUCAGUACAACUCACAUGCGAGUAUAAUAAUUUCUUUACUAUU
Molecule: messenger RNA, 4972 nt
Organism: Gigantopelta aegis
Lineage: Eukaryota; Metazoa; Mollusca; Gastropoda; Neomphalida; Peltospiridae
Product: RNA polymerase II-associated protein 3-like
Exons: 8
Coding region: 1-1245 (414 amino acids)
Molecular function (GO): protein binding
Source: RefSeq, a predicted model, not a curated record